UGUGCUGAAUUGCUGAGCGGGCGGGGAGAGGAGGAGAGGGCGGGAGUGGGAGGUAUAUAAGGCGCGCUCUCUCUCGGCGAGGCCGAGGCAAUCCGGCGUCGAGUCCAGUUGCGCCUCCUUUUACGGAGGAGGGGAGCGUCCCUAGGGUCCUGCAGAAAUGACUGAUAUAGACUCAUACAAAGUGCUGCUGGAUGGACCAGCACCAUGGGGCUUCAGGUUGCAGGGUGGCAAGGACUUCAACAUGCCACUCUCCAUCUCCAGGCUCACGCCUGGAGGUAAGGCAGCCCAGGCGGGUGUGGGAGUAGGUGACUGGGUGCUAAGCAUUGAUGGAGAGAGCACCAGCACUAUGACCCACAUUGAAGCACAGAACAAGAUCCGUGCCUGUGGGGAUAAGCUUUCCCUCAGCUUAAGCAGAAUCCAGAACCUCCUGGGCAAACCUCAAAAGGAUGCACUUCCUUCCUCUGAACCCCCGAAGUAUAACUUCGCUCCCAGUUCUGCCCUCAACAAAACGGCCCGGCCCUUUGGAGUUAUCUCUGCUCCAAACUGUCAGUCUGGGCCAGUGACGAAACCUGUGCUGUACACACCCUCUGCAUCUGUCUGCACCACACAGCACAAUGGGGUUGAUGCUCAUCCCCCUGAGGUGAAGGCUCCACCCCAAAGCAACCCUGUGCCUGAUUAUGGAGAUUACUACCUGGAAGACCAGCACUCUCUCCGGCUGAUUAGCCUGCCAGCCUUCCUUCCCAGUGACUCCAGCAAAAAGAGACUUAUUGAGGACACAGAGGACUGGCGACCACGGACUGGCACUACCCAGUCCCGCUCCUUCCGUAUCCUGGCCAAUCUCACAGGCACAGAAUUCAUGCAAGACCCAGAUGAUGAGCAUGUCAAGAAAGCCAGCCAGGUCUCCAUGCCGGAUCUGUCUUCUGUGCCAUCUUUAAAAGUGGAGCCUGGAUAUGGCUCUGCUGCUCCAAAACCUGCACCUGUCUCGGGCCCUGCCAGUCGUCCACCCUGGGCUGCGGAUCCUUCCUUUGCAGAGCGAUAUGCCCCAGACAAAACCAGUACGGUUUUGAGCAAGCACAGCCAGCCAGCCACACCAACACCUAUGCAGAACCGCAACUCCAUCGUCCAGGCUGCACAACAAGCACCAGAGAGUGCCAACAAAACCCCCAUCUGCUACCAGUGUAACAAGAUUAUUAGGGGGCGUUAUCUGGUGGCCCUGGGACACUACUACCACCCCGAGGAGUUCACUUGCUCACAGUGCAGGAAGGUGCUAGACGAGGGUGGCUUUUUUGAGGAGAAGGGCUCCAUCUUCUGCCCCAAGUGUUACGACAUACGCUAUGCACCCAACUGUGCCAAGUGCAAGAAGAAGAUUACGGGGGAAAUUAUGCAUGCCUUGAAGAUGACCUGGCACGUCCAGUGCUUUAUCUGUGCUGCCUGCAAGACACCCAUCCGCAAUCGUGCCUUCUACAUGGAAGAGGGGCAGCCUUACUGUGAGAGAGACUAUGAGAAGAUGUUUGGAACCAAAUGCCGUGGCUGUGACUUCAAGAUAGAUGCUGGUGAUCGCUUCCUAGAGGCUCUGGGCUUCAGCUGGCAUGACACUUGCUUCGUCUGUGCGAUUUGCCAGAUUAACUUGGAAGGAAAGACAUUCUACUCCAAAAAGGACAAGCCCCUGUGCAAGAGCCAUGCAUUUUCGCACGUGUGAGAAGGAGGGAGGAGUGGGGAAGAGAGAACCUGCCUGCCCAAGCUGCUGCCUGUCCUAGUCCUGCAUCCCUCAUUUCUUCCACCUCAUCCUGUCCUGAGAGAGAGAGAGAGAUUGAGAGAAAGUCAGACAGACAGAAAGCGUAGUGGGCCCAGACUCCACACUUGACAAUCAUUCCCACUGGGGAUGCAAUACUCAUGGUUCCCUUUCAGUACUUUAGAAGGAUUCCAUUCCAUGGAUUUAGACCAUUGCCCACCUUUCUUUUUUCUUUCCUUUUUAAAAUAUAGAGUUCCUUUCUGCAUGAGCGCUCUCAUGCUGAGAAGUCAUUUUUUGGUGAAACGGACUUGUCUUACCCCGUCGUUCUUGUACCAGCUACAACCAAAGGAGGGGAUGUUAACUCCCUAGCUGAACAACCCCAGAUAUUCUCAUUGUUGUGAAGAUACCUGUCUUUCCCUAGUUUUCAUUCUCAUCAGUGUGUGUGAAUGCUUGCUGUGAGGACCUUGGUGACAGUUGUCGUCCCCCCCCCCCCCCCAAUCUGUCAGAUUAUGGCUUGUUCUCAUUUCUCCCUAUUUCUUUUGCAAUGUGCCUACCCACUUCUUCCUGCCAAAAAAGCAUUGCAAAAUAUGCCUGUAAUCGAGAAUGGGUCAAUGUAGUGCCAAUCUAUUUAGCCUUUUGCCCAUAUUGCCACAUUUAGCAUCAGGAGUCCACUCCAGACAUAUUACAGUAACAAAAUGUUUUUUCCCAAGCUGAAACAUGGGUUUCCCCAAAAACUUCCAAUUUGGUAAUAUAAUGUUUUCAAAUUAAGAUGACCCUAACUCCAGGGGGGAAGAAGGUGUUGCUAUGAUAAAAUAUUGAGCCAUAUAGUGUCACAAGCCAAGUUAAAAUGAUUCUAAAAUGCCACAGAUUGCAUGUACCAGCUUCAUCAGCCAAAAUGGUUUCUUCCUCACAGUGACAUGAAGAUGCCAUUCACUCCCCGGCUCACAGUGUUUAUUUGCCAGUAGCUCACAACUUCUGGGCCAGAACUGACCCCAAAGCAUCCUUACCAAAGAGUCAUUAUUUCUGUUUUGAUCAAAGUACUUCCCAGUACCGUCCUGUCCGGCUGGGAGACUGUAAUUCUUUGUCACCACAAUGGUGACUUCUUUCAGUGCCUAAUAAAAUAAAUCUUUUAAUUCUUUA
Messenger RNA from Anolis carolinensis (green anole), 2872 nucleotides. It is a transcript of the gene pdlim7, whose product is annotated as PDZ and LIM domain 7. Gene Ontology annotation, cellular component: Z disc; stress fiber; filamentous actin. Gene Ontology annotation, biological process: muscle structure development; actin cytoskeleton organization; heart development. Gene Ontology annotation, molecular function: muscle alpha-actinin binding; actin binding. NCBI's taxonomy places the organism in Eukaryota, Metazoa, Chordata, Lepidosauria, Squamata, Anolidae. The coding region runs from base 158 to 1699 and encodes 513 amino acids. The record is from RefSeq and is a predicted model, not a curated record. The transcript has 14 exons.